Molecule: messenger RNA, 637 nt
Organism: Racocetra persica
Lineage: Eukaryota; Fungi; Glomeromycota; Glomeromycetes; Diversisporales; Gigasporaceae
Source: the annotation of a GenBank genome assembly
AUUCAUCAUUCCGCAAUCAUGUUAGAUGAAAGCAAUGAAAUUGCUCAAUUUAAAAUUUAUCUUGAUAAUGUGUUUGACACAAUUCAUGAACUGAAUUUUACUCUAUCUGAAUACGAAACGGAUCCCAUUAUUGAAGAAUUAUAUUCAGAAAUUGUCAAAACAUGUAAUGAAGGUCGGAAUAUUCCCGACACAAUAAACACGAUUCUUUCUAGGCAUAAUAAAUCACCUCAAGAUGUUUUAAAUUUGUUAUCAUUACAUCAAGAUAAGUCAGAAUACAUUUGUGUUCUAGCGUUGUUUCAUUAUUACAAGAUUGGGGUAACAAAUGUUGGAGAUAUGUAUCAAUUAUUUCUAAGUGCUUCAAAUAAAAAUUCCAAAAAUGCCAUUGCAAAAUUUUUUACCGGUAAAUUGUUUGAAGAAGGCGUCGGCGUUAGAAGAAACAAAUCUAAAGCAAUUGAAUGGUAUAAAGCAGCUGAAGAAGCCGGUAACUGUGCCGCAGCAGAAUAUGCACUCGGAUAUAAUUUUUAUAAGCUAAACAAGUAUAACCAGGCAUUUGGAUACUUAAAAAAGUCGGCAAAAGGAAAUAACAUGAUGGCGUUGAAUCUUUUGGGAUUAUGUUAUCAAAGAUCUUUUGGAACAG